Vigna radiata var. radiata (mung bean) is the source of this 1179-nucleotide messenger RNA. Its product is annotated as protein MAIN-LIKE 1-like. NCBI's taxonomy places the organism in Eukaryota, Viridiplantae, Streptophyta, Magnoliopsida, Fabales, Fabaceae. The record is from RefSeq and is a predicted model, not a curated record. The transcript is spliced from 3 exons. Bases 1 to 1179 code for a protein of 392 amino acids.
AUGGGGCAAUUUUGUGAGGUGGAGGACCUAGAGUACGAUGAGGCUCGAUCUCAUCUUAUGGACUUGCUUGGCGUUGACCGCACCAAAGCUUCAGCCGAGAUGAAGAAGUCACGCGGUCCAAAAGUGCGGCUAAGCUGGCUCCGCGAGGUCUACCACGAUUGCAUUCAGCAGGAGCUUUGGGAGUGCGCUGCUCGGGUGUAUUUGUUGCAUCUGUUUGGAUGCACAAUUUUUACUAAUAAGAGUGGGAAUUUGAUUCAUGUCUCGUACCUCCUUCUGUUGCGAGACUUGAAUGCAUGUUCGAGAUAUGCCUGGGGAGCAACUGCACUGGCACACACUUAUGAGCAGCUAGGAGAUGCUAGCUUCAAUGGUGUCAGACAGAUAGCUGGAUAUUCCACUCUUCUACAGAGUUGGAUAUAUGAGCACCUUCCUGGGAUGGGAAGGAGGCGAAUCUCAGAUACGUACACAGAUCUCCAUCCACGAGCUUCACGAUACAUACCUUCGAGACAGGGUUGGAGUCUUACGGAGGAGCGGAGAUAUCUGGAUGGGCUCACGUAUGAUGCGAUCAUCUGGUAUCCAUACAGGUCGCACAGACGCACUUGUCCAUUCUUGGCCAUAUGUAUGUUUUCAGGAUGGAUCCGACUAGGCGACAUGAUUCACCGGCAUCUGCCUGAACGCGUGUUGCGUCAGUUCGAUUUUCUGCAGAUCAUACCACGUUCGCCUGAGACCCUUCCGAUGCCAGAGAUUCAUAUGAUUGAUCAAAAUUGGUUGAGGUAUGUAGAGCAUGCCUUUACUGGUGCUGUUGAAGCCGAGGACCCCUCUGCGUGUGUUGACGGAUACCUGGCGUGGUUUAGACGAGUGUCUCACCCGUACAUCACUCUAGCUAACGACGAUGAUCGACCCAGUCUUGCAUCGCGCAUGAGGCGACACAUUCCAGAUGACAUCCCGGUGCCCCCAAUUCGUCGUAGACGAUCGCCUGAAUUUGGAUUGUUGGGUGGUAUGAGGCGUGUGAUCAGGAUGCUGCAGGACAUGUUAAGCUGUCAACACGUCACAAAGAACACUGUAGUCUAUGAGCAAACUAAUCAGACAUUACAGGUUGCUCGUAGAUCUGUUGAGGAGUACGAGGCUGCUACUACUAGUAGAGGUGCUCGCCAUGUGCGCGGACGAGCAUCAUUUUCUUGA